AUGAACCAAAAGCAGCAUGUAAGUACAAAUAUUAAUAAGAAAUCUAACCAACAGCGAGAAGAUUAUCAUAUUCGAUUGAAAGGAUCAAUUUCUGCUCGUCGGUUUCUUCUUCAGCAAGGAUUGUCUUUUCGUGGCCAUGAUGAGUCUAAUUCAAUGAAUCGAGGAAGCUUUCUUGAACUUUUACACUAUACAACUGAGCAAAAUGAAGAAUAUGGCGUCAACAAACUAAUUAGUGAUCUUGGAGAUGUUUUUUUUUCUAUAUUGGUUGAUGAAGCUCAUGAUGGAUCCAACAAAGAGCAGAUGACAAUUAUCUUACGUUAUGUAAAUAAAAGAGGAUGUGUUGUUGAGUGUCUAUUGAGCAUUAUGCAUAUCACAGAUAUGACUGCUUUGUCACUAAAGAUGGGAAUCGAAACAUUGUUCUCUAAAUACAAUUUGAGCAUAUCAAGAUUACGUGGACAAGGUUAUGAUGGUGCGAGUAAUAUGCGAGGUCAACGUAGGGAUCUUCUUAAUGAGAAACAAGCUUUGAAGGUGAAAAAAGCUAUUGAAAGUGGUGAGCUUUCAACAGGGCAAGGUCUUAAUCAAGAUACUAGUCUUAAGCGACCAGGGGAAACACGGUGGGGUUCACAUUAUGGGACUUUGUUGAGCUUGAUUAAUUUGUUUUCAUCUGUUAUUGAAGUGCUUGAGGAUCUUACUGAAAAUUCCGAUAAUAGAGUUGAAGCAAAUAUGCCAAAUAUGCAAGAGAAAUUUGUUGCACGAGGGAGAUCGCGGCGUAAUGUUCAAGAGAUGACAAAUCUAUUUCAUUAUUGUGUUGAGUUGUUCUAUGCCAUAAUAGAUUUGCAACUAUCAGAGCUUAAAAGUCGUUUUAAUGAAGCAUCUUAUUUACUCAUCACAUUGGCUUUAACCUUACCAGUUGCAACUGCAAGUGUAGAAAGGGCAUUUUCUGCUAUGAAAAUUGUGAAGAUUCAUUUACGCAAUCGGAUGGGAGAUUAA
Messenger RNA from Pistacia vera, 990 nucleotides. RefSeq lists its product as uncharacterized. The transcript has 5 exons. The record is from RefSeq and is a predicted model, not a curated record. The coding region runs from base 1 to 990 and encodes 329 amino acids. NCBI's taxonomy places the organism in Eukaryota, Viridiplantae, Streptophyta, Magnoliopsida, Sapindales, Anacardiaceae.